Messenger RNA from Rosa chinensis, 968 nucleotides. RefSeq lists its product as uncharacterized. The record is from RefSeq and is a predicted model, not a curated record. Lineage: Eukaryota; Viridiplantae; Streptophyta; Magnoliopsida; Rosales; Rosaceae. The coding region runs from base 137 to 793 and encodes 218 amino acids. Gene Ontology annotation, molecular function: protein binding. The transcript has 2 exons.
ACUAGAAGGCGGCUUCACUAAAUAUCUCCCCAAAUAAAAUUCCAGUCAACGUAGUCGGACUCCUCUUCUUCUUCUUCUAUCCCAGUUUCAUAUCCCACAUCUUUCAGAGAGAUCGAAACCUGAGAUUCGAUCCAAAAUGUUUAGCCAGAUGGUAGAUGACAUUCUUAUCCAAAUCGGCCUAGUCCUCCUCGUCGUCGUCACCUUCCUCUUCAUCCACAGCGUUCCGCAGAAAGUCCUCGCCAACCUCCGCCUCCGCCUCAAAAGCAAAUCCGGCAUCCAAUCCAAGCGCCACUUCGUCCUCGGUGCCCAGCUCCUCGCCCAAGCCAGAUCCGCCUCCUCCAAGUCCUCCGCCGCCUCCCUCUCCAAGCAAGCCCUCGACGAAGCCGACAAGGCCAUCGCCCUCGAUCCCAAAGACGCCGCCGCUCACAUCCUCAAAGCCCUCGCUCUCGACGUCCAGGGCUUCAAGACCUCCGCCCUCGACGCCAUCGACGUCGCCCUCUCCCCACUCUGCCGCAAGAGCCUCGUCGACGCCGAGCGCGGCGACGCGCUCCUCAAGCGGGCCGAGAUUAAGAUGUCCAUGAACCGACCCGCCCGGCUUGACUCGGUCAUCGAGGAUUUGACUCUCGCCGUGAAGCUGAGCCCUGAAAACGCCAAGGCGUUUUGCUCGUUGGGGGAGUGCUAUGAGGAGAAGAAGAUGACGGAGGAGGCCAAGAAGGCUUACGAGGAGGCUCUGAAGCUUCAUCCACGGUUCGCCGCCGCGAAGGAGGCACUGGACCGCCUUGGUCCGUCGUAGCUGAACCGGAAAACGAAAACUUAUUGAAUUGUGGUCAAUUCCGGCACCUAAUCUACCUUUUGCUCAAAGGCAGUCACGGUCUCCGGUAAUGGCAUCUACAUUAUAUCUUUUGUUACUUAUCUACUCAUCAUUUGUAUCAUAUCUGGAAAGAUGAACAAUUUUGUGAUACUUUCUG